Messenger RNA from Saccostrea cuccullata (small rock oyster), 945 nucleotides. RefSeq lists its product as uncharacterized. The record is from RefSeq and is a predicted model, not a curated record. Lineage: Eukaryota; Metazoa; Mollusca; Bivalvia; Ostreida; Ostreidae. Bases 197 to 835 code for a protein of 212 amino acids. The transcript has 7 exons.
UUCGGAUGCAGUUAGUCUGGUUCCCUGUCCCUGCCUUGCUUCGUAUACUCCGCGUCAAUAGGCAAGGAUGAGUGUACUUUAUAACUUUUGCUCUAAUUAUCAGUGAAUGGAUUUAUUCGAUUAUCCCAAUUAUCAAAGGAUUUGAUGAUCAGACUUCCUUUCGUGUGUUGUGUAGGAAUAUUCAGGCAGCCUUGAUAUGACUGUAUUACACGUUUUUGCAUAUGUUAUGCUACAGUUAGCUAUCCCUAAGAGGAUUGACUCGUUGGGCUACAAUUUUCCUGUGUACUCAACAGACAUUUGCCCAAUGACUGCCAAGGAAUGGUCUAAUGCAUCUAUUCAGUUGAAUUGCAACGAAACACAUGGGUAUCAUUGUGUCCCUGAUAAGAAUUUUUCAUCUCUUAUACAGUUUUGUUAUCCACGAGGAAGAAGUAUUCCUUUCCAAAAAGGUAAUUGUUUGGAACUCGCCUAUACUGGAAUCCUAAACCACGUGAAGUGUGGCCACUUCAUUUAUGGUUGUCCAGAAAAGGACUAUUUCAGUAAUGAAAUUUAUCGGUAUCCGGCUUGCCUAAGAUUAGUUGCAAAAUGUUUUGCGGCAGAUCUUAAUUGUUUACGAAAACGAUACACCAUGAUUGAUGGAAGAGAGAAGAACUCUACUUUUAAUCGUGAACAAUCACUCGAAGAAGAAAAUAAUGCGACGGGCUUCAUUGUUGCUGUUUUUUCUCUGUCGAUUUUGUUUUUAAUAUUGUGUGGAUUAGUUGCCGUACUAUAUCAAAAGAUUCGUAAGCUACAAAGGAGCAUAGAUUCAGCGCUCAAAGAAGGUUAUUUUUCCUUUUAAAAUAUUUGGGAAUAACCCAGCAGUCAUUUUAUAACUGUUGGAAACUUUCCCCACUGUCUUAUUUUUUCCCAUGACCUUUUCACAAAUGGGUGAAUUUAAAGAAAGCAGUG